Messenger RNA from Acaulospora morrowiae, 885 nucleotides. NCBI's taxonomy places the organism in Eukaryota, Fungi, Glomeromycota, Glomeromycetes, Diversisporales, Acaulosporaceae. The record is from the annotation of a GenBank genome assembly.
AUGGAAAGGCAGCUAUUGUCCCUGUUGGAUUAUGACCUUCGUGUGCAAGAGUCGGAUCUCGAAUUACAUCUUGCACCCUUUUUAAAACAAAUACAAUCACUCAAUUUCGGUCAUGCCAUAAGGAUAGAAGCUCUAAGAUUACCCAGUCUCAGACAUAUUCAUCAUCGCACACUUUCUCAUCCGCGCCCACGUCCACGCAUACACUCCCCGUCCUCAAAACUACCAACCUCACAUCAUCAUUGUAUAACCCCACCACGGAGGCACAACUCAUAUCCUCUCCGAGAGAGUACACGUGUCUCAUUGAAGCCGUCUAUAUAUAACACACCCAUAACCCCGAUGUCAAUACUCACUCCCAGUUAUAACGGAAGCAAUAAUGUCGUCAACUUUCCACAGCAUUUGCACGCCUCCAUCAAAAAUGCCAACAAUCCGAUCAUCGUUACCACUCCUGCUGACAACAAAAACAGUGGCAAUAAUAAUGAAAUCUUCUUUCAAUCAACCCCAAACUGCAUCGAUGAACACUUUCAAUCAACCCCAAAAUUCAUCGGUGGACACUUUCAAUCUACCCCAAACUGCAUCGACGAACACUUUCCCGAUAACACAAGUGAUGAUUCUCAAGUAGGCAUGAGUACGGACAUGGAUACCGAUGAAGAUGAAGAAAAUCAUUCAUCCGGGGAGGAGAAACGAGUCGUCUACGAUGAACCCACCUUAGCUACGUUUGACGAAUUAUGCAAGCGUUACAUCGAACACUCAACAACCCCCUCAACACAAUGGAACUGUCAGACAUUACCCAAAUCGACAUCCCCAUCUACCAUCGCCAACGCGAACCUGCCAGACGCUGGCGUCUUGCACUUCCCUUCCUAUUGCAGUGGUCAUAAUAAUAAGAUG